GCGCUGAAGCUUGAUGGUGCAAAAUCAUCGUUUUUUUCCAUCACGGUUCUUGAUUUUCCCUGGCGGCUGGAACAUUUUUCAAUAUUAUUGUGCUCCGACAACGGGAGGAAAGUAAAAAGCGUUCUUCGUUUCAAAACCAGAUAGUCGAUAGUCGACUGCUUGUGAGUGAUGCUAGUGAAAAUCUACGAGUAACAAUACUAUUGUGUUAUUGUCGUUGAACCAAACAUUCGAAAGGAGAAGGCUUGCAAAUAUGGAAGCAAACUAGAAACAAUAUUGAGUUUUUUCCCGUGAUAGUUGAAGUUGGCCUACUUUUGGUCACUUGAAUUGAUGAUCAGCGUAUGUAAAGUUGGUAAAGAUAGGAAAUAAUUGGAAUAUCGCGUUAAAAGUUGUUUGCCUCAACAUUGUCUUUGUUGUCUGGGAAGGGUGUCAGAAAAACCUGGAGCAGCGGUAAGAAGACAAUUUCGUCGCGCUAGAAAGAAGAUCUACUGACGCAAAACAAAAAAAGUCUAGUGUAUACGCAUCGUCAGUCUAGGAUGGAGUCCUGUGCCGCCGUCGAAAAGGAAGUCGAUAAAGUUAUAACCAAAUUUUCCGCAAUAAAUGACCAUUCGCAGCGUAUUAUUGGCGACGUAAUUGCCUUCAUCGAAAAGCUGCGUUCGUCAAUCGCAGAAGCACCAUCCGACGAGCAGUUAACACCUGGGCAGAUUGAAGUGUUACACGAUGCGAUGGCCAAAGCAAAAGAUAAAUUACAACGGCUAACUACGGAGCAUCGGGAUCUUCACGGUACUGUUAGCAAGGUUGGCAAAGCGAUCGAUCGUAAUUUUGUAGCCGACUUCACUGCCACUUCGCGCACCGAUGUGUUCCAAUUGGAUCAUAACGUUACGCUGCUUAACAAAAUUAUGGCUCAACACUUUUAUCGUCAAGGAAUGGACGAUGUUGCCGACACACUGAUUAAUGAGUCUGGUUUGCCGGCAGAGGAAAUCACACCAGAGCCCUACGCCGAAUUGCACCGGAUAUGGGAAGCUAUUCACAAUCACAAUCUGGUGCCUGCUCUCGAGUGGUCGAGUCGUUUUUCAACCGAGCUCGAUGCUCGGAACAGCACGCUAGAGUUUAAACUUCACCGACUAGCAUUCAUGCAAAUUCUGAACGGCGGAAUCAACGCUCAGACCGAAGCCAUAACCUAUGCUCGCACAAACUUUUCCAAGUUUGUCAAGCGCUUCGAAAAAGAGAUCCAAAUUCUAAUGGGCACGCUGAUAUACCUUCCCAUUGGAAUCCAGAACUCACCGUACAAGUAUUUAACUGCCCCGGAAAUGUGGAUCGAGGCAGCCGAUGUGUUUAUUAAAGAUGCCUCCUCGCUGUUGGGAAUCAACAAGGAUUCACCGCUUUCCGUAGUCUUUAAUGCAGGCUGCACGGCCCUACCAGCGCUGCUUAAUCUCAAGCAGGUGAUGAUGUCCCGUCAAGUAACCGGUAUUUGGAAUGGAAGGGAUGAACUGCCUAUUGAAAUUGAUCUCGACCCGGACAAUCGCUUUCACUCUAUCUUUGCCUGUCCCAUCCUACGACAGCAGAGCUCCGAGGAUAAUCCACCCAUGAAGUUACUGUGCGGUCACGUUAUUUCUCGUGAUGCCCUUAGCAAACUCAGCAACGGGCCAAUACUCAACAAUACUUUCAGAUUGAAGUGUCCCUACUGCCCGAUGGAGCAGUGUCCGUCCGAUGCGAAGCUGAUUUACUUCUAGGCUGAAAAUCACCGCAUGCUUGGUCGCUAAGAGCCAUCAAUCAACCCCACAACCGGAACUGAAUUGAACGGGGAAGGAAGCUCCGAGCUACUAGGCAGAGUUGGCAAUACAGAAACUACCCGUUGGAGUAUAACAUUAGUUGAUAAGCUGUGCCAGGAAACAGCUGCGCCGAAACAGGUGGGAGAGACCAGUCUUCGAACGGUUAUAGGUUCCAGUGUGAUUUUCGUUUGUUAGGACUGAAUCGAUAGUUGAUCAAAUAUUGCAUCCUGCCUGUGAUUUCCCUUUCUAGCAACAUUUAGCAAAAAAUAUUGUGGUUUCACUUGCCUAUCCAAUAAAUCGGACGAAGAGUUUACAACUUUAAUCAGGAAACUUUAUAUGGAAUUAUAAACAUUGAAGAUGCAAUACAAUAAGGCAUAUUGAAGAUAAUUUGGUCUAAGAUGCAAAUUACUACAGCUUGUGAAUCGCAUAUGAUUUUAAACACGUUACUAAUCUAGAGUUGAUAGAUUUUAUAGGUACUCAUUUGAUACAUCGUUUGCUACAAUUGAGAAGAAAAAACAUUGUAUGCCUUGAAUAGAAUAGAUUUUCCCGUAUGUUUCAUUUUUCUUAUUGCUAAAUGUAUGACUAUAAUUUUAAGAUAGGAGCUCAAAUCAUAAAUUUGAUUUCCAUAAUAGGCAACAAUUAUGUUAUGAAUGAGUAUGUACGUUUUGAAAAGCAUGAUAGAAAUGGUGUGGGGCCACGGAAAAUAAAUCACUUGAUUGUGUUGAACAGAGCAAAAAAUUACGAGCAUAUAUUGUAUUCAAUCGCGAAAAAAAAAACAAGUAAACUCUAAAGCAUACGUUUUUACAUAUACAACUAUUAAACAUAAAUCAACAAUCGUGCAAACUAAAUCGCGAAAUUUGAACAUAAGGAAUGGUUCUGAAUCAUUGCCAGAUUACAUGUUUUAAAGAAUGCAAUUGUACAUAUAGCUCCUGAUGAUAUAAUAAAAUUACAAGAGUAAACAAAA
This is a messenger RNA of Topomyia yanbarensis, 2733 nucleotides long. RefSeq names its product E3 ubiquitin-protein ligase RMND5A (gene Sou). Gene Ontology annotation, biological process: proteasome-mediated ubiquitin-dependent protein catabolic process. Bases 534 to 1730 code for a protein of 398 amino acids. The transcript is spliced from 4 exons. NCBI's taxonomy places the organism in Eukaryota, Metazoa, Arthropoda, Insecta, Diptera, Culicidae. The record is from RefSeq and is a predicted model, not a curated record. Gene Ontology annotation, cellular component: cytoplasm; nucleus; GID complex. Gene Ontology annotation, molecular function: protein binding; ubiquitin protein ligase activity.